Messenger RNA from Ylistrum balloti, 1002 nucleotides. RefSeq names its product putative nuclease HARBI1. The record is from RefSeq and is a predicted model, not a curated record. NCBI's taxonomy places the organism in Eukaryota, Metazoa, Mollusca, Bivalvia, Pectinida, Pectinidae. The coding region runs from base 1 to 1002 and encodes 333 amino acids. The transcript has 4 exons.
AUGGCUACCAUUUCAAGACUGAGACGCAGAAGACGAAAACGGAUAUUCCUACCGCGUGUAAGCAUUGAAGAUCUGUCCGAUGAAGAUAUAUUUUCGAGGUAUCGUUUUUCGUACGAUACGUUUUUAUAUAUCGUCGAUCUUAUAAAGGCAAAAAUUUCAAGACCAACGAACAGAAACUAUUCACUAUCUCCUUUAGAACAGGUGCUUUUAACACUCCGGUUUCUGUCAACUGGUGCUUUUUUCCGGCUCAUUGGGGACUCUGUUGGAAUUUCGGAAAGCCAGGUAUCCAGAACAGUAUUCUCCGUCUGCUCGGCAAUUUCCAGUUUGGCCAGACAAUUCAUUCACAUGCCAGUGGGACAAGAAGCAAUAAGGAUAAAAUCUGAGUUUUUCAGGAUCGCAGGAUUCCCUAAUGUACUCAGCUGUAUAGAUGGCACUUUUAUAAAGAUCCAAGCACCACAUCAGAACGAAGCUGAUUUUGUAAACAGGAAAGGCUACCACUCACUAAAUGUUCAGAUGGCAUGCGACUCCAAAUACAGGAUCACAAAUGUUGUGGCAAACUGGCCAGGAUCAGUUCAUGAUGCUAGAAUCUUCAGAGGGUCAAAUAUCUGUUUUAAAUUUGAAAAUGGCAAUUACGAUGGAAUUUUACUUGGAGACUCUGGAUACCCUUGCAUGACAUUUUUAAUGACCCCUUACAGCCAUCCAUCUACACCAUCACACACAAAAUAUAAUGAUGCUUUGUGCAAGACCAGGGUAAAAAUUGAACAGACAUUUGGAAUCUUGAAAAGGAAGUUUGCUUGUCUGUCACUUGGCUUACGAGUUGAGCCUAUAAAGGCUGCCACAAUAACAUUAGCUGUUUUGCACAAUAUUGGGAUUGCCAGGAAUGAUAUUGUAGGUCUUCUUGAAAAUUAUGAGGAAAGUGACAGUAAUGGCUUAGACAGUACUACCACUGAUGGCAAUGGUAAUGCUAUGCGAGACCAUAUCAGGAUAACAUUUUCCCAGUGA